Oldenlandia corymbosa var. corymbosa is the source of this 1909-nucleotide messenger RNA. Lineage: Eukaryota; Viridiplantae; Streptophyta; Magnoliopsida; Gentianales; Rubiaceae. The record is from the annotation of a GenBank genome assembly.
GGGGGGGUUUUCUUUUGUGUUAUAAAAACAGAAGAAAUACAGUAGGUUGGGUCGGCCCCUCUUUCUUUCUUUCUCUCUCACAGUCACACAGAGAGCAUCCAGCUUCUUCUUUGUCUUUCAUAACUCUCAAAGCAAGAAAGAAAAAAAAAAAACAUUGAGCAGAGAGGAUCAGAUCCAAGGCGGUUAAUAAUCAGUUCAUCAAUCCAAAACCUCCCCCCAUAUAUUAAUAUAUAUAAAGAGAAGAAGAGGAAUUCCCCCCACCCAACCUUCCCAUCCCAUACAUCCUUUGCCUUCGAUCAGUCAAUCUAUCGAUCAAUCAAAUCAAAAAAACCCUUAGCAAACAAAAAACACACACAUUUUCCUCUCUCACUUUAUCAGAAGAAAGAAAAAAGCUUAGCAGAAAAAGAAAAAAAUGUCGUCUUCAUCUGCUUUUGCACCGGACCACCACCACCACAGCCUUGCUCCCACUACGGAGCAGCUCUGUUACGUCCAUUGCAACUUCUGUGACACUGUCCUCGCGGUGAGUGUUCCUUGCACAAGUUUGUUCAAGAUGGUAACUGUUCGAUGUGGGCAUUGCACCAACCUUCUGUCUGUCAACUUGAGGGCUCUCCUCCUUCCCUCCCCUAAUCAGCUUCAUCUUGGUCACUCUUUCUUUUCUCCUCACAAUCUCCUGGAGGAACUGAGGAAUGCACCUUCCAAUUUGCUGAUGAAUCAGGCAAACCCAAAUCAUGAAUCCCUCCUGCCGGUUCGAGUUGAUGACCUUCCUAAACCACCUGUUGCUAACAGACCCCCGGAGAAGCGACAGAGAGUGCCAUCUGCUUACAACCGGUUCAUCAAGGACGAGAUCCAACGUAUCAAAGCUGGAAACCCUGAUAUAAGCCACAGGGAGGCCUUCAGCGCUGCAGCAAAAAAUGUAAGAUCCAAGAAUUCGAAAAAAGAGAAAGUGGGAAACAACAAUAUUAUUAUUGUCAUAUACUACACGUAUAGCUAGCUCCAUAGGGUUUUCCAUGGUUUUGAGUUCUUCAUUUCUUUUUUUCUUGUGUUGUGUGGAAUAAAUGGUGUCUGAUUUGUGGGUUCAUUUUUGUUUUGUUCCUCAGUGGGCCCACUUCCCACACAUUCACUUCGGACUGAUGCCUGAUCAACCCGUGAAGAAAUCCAAUGUGUGUCAACAGGUGAUCACCCAAAGCACAUGAAAACCCUAAUUUGGAAUUUUCUUUAAUUACAAACUUCUUUUUUGCAGUGCUUUGCAUGCAUUGAAACAGUUUUUAUCUUUUGACACUUCCAAAAUAUCUCUAUUCUUCAAGUUGCAUAGAUAAUCGCGCAUUAGCAUACAAAAUCUCAAUUCCUUUUGCAGAAUAAGAAAAAAAAAAAAGAGAGUUUGACUAAAUUAGAUACGAUUAAGAUCUUCCUUUGUCUUCCUCUUCUUUUUCUUUUUGUGGUUUAGGAAGGAGCUGAGGAUGUGCUGAUGAAAGAUGGAUUUCUGGCUCCUGCAAAUGUUGGGAUCUCUCCUUAUUAAGCAAGAAAGAUGGAAGAAAGAGCUCUAGUACUAUGAAUUAAUGCAUGGUUUUUUUGCACUAUUGUUAUUAGUAGUAAUCUACUAUGGCCUAGUAAUUCUGUCCUUAAGUAAUAUUAGUCGUGUAAGUUUAGGGUUUGAUCAAGUUGUGACGUCGUCUCUUCAAGAAGGUUGAUGAUUUCAAAGGUUUCAAAUCAAGAGUUUAGUAAUCAGUUUCAGUUUAUAAGGGAGUUAGGGAGAUGAUUUUGAUUUCAGUGUGUGUCGAAUUCUCAGUAAAUCUCUCUUGAAAACCCCUCAUCAUGUCAAAGUGGUCCUUAAUUUGUGUUAAUAACUUUGUGAUGAAGUUUGUCAUCAUCGGUUCAUAUUUGCUUAAUUAAUUAUUCCAAAUUCGUCUCC